Messenger RNA from Striga hermonthica, 1005 nucleotides. Lineage: Eukaryota; Viridiplantae; Streptophyta; Magnoliopsida; Lamiales; Orobanchaceae. The record is from the annotation of a GenBank genome assembly.
AUGGUGGGCGCGAGAGGAAGACCAAGAAAGAACACAGAAAGACCAAUGAAGAACACAGAAACACAGGAAAACGAAACUGGGAAUGUGAACAAAUCAGAGUACGAAGAGUCUCGAGCUCAGAGAAUCAAAGAAAACGCCGAGAGGAUGAAAACCCUCGGCCUCUUCGACCUCUCGAAGAACCUCAAACCUCGUUCCUCCGCCUCCAAACCGCCUCGCAAAGCGAAGCCCGCGCACGCGCCUCCGAACGACCCCCCGAGGCGCUCCUCCAGGCUGAAGGACUUGCCUCCGGUGAGCUACGUUGAAAAGAAGACCCCGGCAAAGAAGACCAUGUUUGAGAACGUGGAAAUACAUAUAGAGGAAGGUGAAAACCCCGAGAUCUACAUGGAAGAACACAAGAAGUUGCUGGGGGACUCGGAGAAUGUCUGGGAGCUGUAUGUUGAUGGGUAUGACGAGGACGGGCAGCGCAUUUAUGAUCCUGUCAAUGGCAAGAGCUGUCACCAGUGCAGGCAAAAAACAUUGGGCUUUCAUACUACAUGCAGCAAAUGCGAGGCGGUCUCAGGGCAGUUCUGUGGAGAUUGCUUAUACAUGAGAUAUGGGGAGAAUGUGAAAGAAGUAAAUCAGAAUUCAGAAUGGGUCUGCCCCACAUGUCGGGGAAUAUGCAACUGCAGCCGCUGCAGAAGAGAGAAAGGAUGGAUGCCUACUGGAGCAAUCUAUAACAAGGUUUCGAAGCUUGGUUUCAAAUCCGUGGCGCAUUACCUCAUUCACACCCGCAACGAGCAUGCGGUCCAAGAGAAAGCUACUGACAAUUCAAUCUCUGCCGUCAAAUCACUUCCAGUGGGCAAUGGCAAAGAAGAAUCUGGUCCUUCACCGGGUGGCAAGAAAAAUGAAGAAGAGAAAGUUGUCAUGGAAGUGGAUAGUGAUGAAGACUACAGAGGAGACAAUUAUGAAGAUGAUGAUGGUGAUGAUGGUAGCGUUAGUGAAAAUGAUACCCAGUCAGUAAACUAA